AUGCGCCUCAUGUUUCGCUGGCAGGCCGUCCAAAACACCCCUACAGACUACAGCAAGUUCGUGAUCAAAGUGAUACCCCGCAUGCACCGCGUAGCCACGACCGACGCAGCUGCCCCAUCUAAUGAUACCACCGGCACACCUUCCACUUCCACUUCCACAUCGCAAAAUAUUAUUGACCAGAAAGUCCUGCGACAUUGCAUAAACCUCUCGUCGUCCUACCUGGUGACGGACGUUACACUGAACCCCGAACGGGGCAUCUCUACCUGGUUCACCGGAUUUAACCGGUUAAUGGACAUUGUCUGUGCCCUGCACGCACGGGGCGAACUGGAGUUGGAGACGAUGAAUAUUGCCAGUAAAGCCUGCUCCGAAUGCUGGAGCAUUGGAGGAUGCUGGAAGGGUCUCGAAGAAGCAAGAGAUUGCGUGAAGGAGGUGGCAACACGGUUGAAGAAGUUGCUUGACGAGAACGGAAAGACAUACAAGGGGGAACGAAUUUAUGCCCCCUGA
Pleurotus ostreatus (oyster mushroom) is the source of this 504-nucleotide messenger RNA. RefSeq lists its product as uncharacterized. The record is from RefSeq and is a predicted model, not a curated record. The transcript has a single exon. Lineage: Eukaryota; Fungi; Basidiomycota; Agaricomycetes; Agaricales; Pleurotaceae. Bases 1 to 504 code for a protein of 167 amino acids.